Molecule: messenger RNA, 1831 nt
Organism: Salvelinus sp. IW2-2015
Lineage: Eukaryota; Metazoa; Chordata; Actinopteri; Salmoniformes; Salmonidae
Source: RefSeq, a predicted model, not a curated record
AAGAAAUGGUUGGUGCAAGGCAACAGGGGAAUGAAAUGAGAAAUGCUUCAUAUAAAUGAACUGUUUAAAGAAAACUAGAAUUUAUGCAUGCUCUGCUUCAAAGCCCUUCAGUGAGGAUUUGUGUGCAGUGGAAUGUGAAAAACAAUUGUAGGCUUAGCUGUCUUUUUGCCGUCAUCCGCUGUGCUUCGUUGGAGAUAUAUUCAUUGAUGUUCAUUCGUGGUUGUGCUUUGUGUGUGAACAUGUGUUUCAUUUGCAUGUUGAAUAUGUUAUUUUACGUGUGUGUGUUGAUAUACCUUGUGGGGCUGUGUGCUAAUACUGUAAGUGUGUAUUUAUUUUACGUGAGAGUGUGUGUGUGUGUUUGCAUGUGUCUGUGUGUUUGCACGUUUGUGUGUGUUUGCCACGUGCGUGUGUGUCCAGUCCCCAAGGUGCAGGUGGUGGUGUACUCUACCUGCUCCUUGUACCCCGAGGAGAAUGAAGAGGUGGUGAGGGGAGCUCUGGAGCAGGCUGGGCCUACUGAGGGACCCAAACUACAAGCCUUCAGGCCGAGCUCUUCCUUGCCCACAUCUCUGGGCCGAGCUGAGGAGAGAGCAGGGGGUCCGUUCUUCAGACUGGAUCCUUCAGACGAAACUAACGGCUGUUUCCUAGCUGUACUCACCAGAGAGCCCGACCUGGAAGAGAUCGAGUCUGCACAGGAAGUGCUUGCCAGGGCAGCAGCCACGGGCCUAUUGGACGGGAUCGAUUCCAACAAUCCAACCAGGAAGGAGAGGCGUGGCCGACAGACCCACCAGGCACCAAUCAGUCACGCCCGCUCAGCUCAUACACGCCCACACGCCACYGCCAGCAGCCAAUCCAGAGUCAUGGAGUUCCUAAACCGUGAGACCAAGGGUAGUAGCUCCACCCCUACGGUGGGGUCGACCAAUGGAGGUCUGUCGCAACGAGGUAAAGCCAAGCCUGCUCGCCGACGCCCUCCCAAGCCCUGCCUCUCUAACAGUUCCUCCUACACCUCCCCUUACUCCGCCCCUAACCCCGCCUCCAGCCUCUCCAGGAAGAAUCAGACCCGCCUCAUCAACACUGCAGCCGCAUACAACAACCGCCUCUCGCCUACCGCCACAGACCCCAACCCCCCUGCUGCCCCUCUCACCACAGCCCCCUUCGCCCCCCUGGUCCACCCUGGCCCCCCUAAGGGACGUCAGGAGGUGCUGCGCCCCGUGGCCCUCACCCUGCCCCCGGUCCUGUUCCCUGGGUACUCCCCCCCGGCCAGACAGAUCCGGAACCUCCCUCCGCCCCCCCAGAGGUCCAACCCCACCCUGGCCUACUACCAGUGGAAGACCUCACCCUCCCAGGUGCCCCUGAUCAAGUCCUCUGGUAGUGUCAACGAAAAGCCUGUCGUCAAACACCCUCGCCCCUGGCUCUGACACAGCACACAGGACAAUACUUUAGGCAAAUACACACAGAUACACCCUCAAAUACUGAAGACAAAAAACACACUACCAUACACUGAAAUAUAGAAGACAUGUUACACACACACACACAUAUAUAUACACACACAUAUAUAUAUAUAUAUAUACACACAUACAAGUUACAUUCACACACAGUGUCCAUAGUGCUGUCACUACUAUAGUUUUAAAAAACAAUAAAGCACCUUUAAAGUAAUUUCACUUUAAUACUUUUUGUAUGUGUCAUAAAACAAGUAUGCCAUAGUCAAGUAUGCCAUCCUCAAGUAUACAGUAAUUGUAUAUUUUUACAGUAGUGCCAAUUACCAAAUAUGUGAUUUCAUGACUUCAAUGACUUGACGCAUUACAUGAGAAAAUAAACCUGCACUUUCAAGACC